This is a messenger RNA of Gopherus evgoodei (Goodes thornscrub tortoise), 4651 nucleotides long. RefSeq names its product prominin 1 (gene PROM1). The record is from RefSeq and is a predicted model, not a curated record. Gene Ontology annotation, cellular component: cilium; microvillus; cell surface. Gene Ontology annotation, molecular function: cholesterol binding. Lineage: Eukaryota; Metazoa; Chordata; Testudines; Testudinidae. Bases 300 to 2924 code for a protein of 874 amino acids. The transcript has 29 exons.
GGGGAGGCGGCCGGGCGGGGAGGCUCAGGAAGCCCAGCCGGGAGCCGCUGGAGCCGGAGCCGGAGCCGGCGCGGGCUGUCCCUGGGUCCGGAAAUGGUGCACUGCCUCAGUUCUGUGAAGAGCUUCCACGCUAUUCCGAAGUCAGUGUACAUUAUCGAAGACUAACCAAAGGACUGAAGACAUCAGCUUUUUCCUGCUGACACAUCUCACCCCCCGUGAAGAGAUUUCUAAUGUGCUGAAGAUUGCUAGACUUCGGGGGAGCAAAAUCUCUACCUCAUAUUUUAUGAAUAUUUUUAGCCAUGGCUGUGGAACUUUGUUUACUGCUGCUGUCGCUUUGUGGAAGUACUAUUUCAGAGGUGCAGCCUUUACACAAACCACCUCCUGGAACUUUGGAUUUUGGGUUUGUGCCUGCAAAGACAUAUGAUACAAAUGCAUAUCAUGAACCUGGACCAAUAGGAAUUUUGUUUAGACUAGUCCAUUCUUUCCUUUAUUUAGUGCAACCAAAUUCUUUUCCACAAGAUCUUAUCAAAAAGCUAACACAGCAGAAGUUUGGAAAUGUGCAGAGUGAUUAUCAAAAGCCAGAAAAUGUUGUCCUGACUCUUCAGGCAAUCUACUAUGAAAUCGGCUUUAUAGUGUCUGCUGCUUUGGGAUUGCUAUUUGUUCUGUUACUGCCUCUUGUGGGACUGUGCUUCUGUAUGUGUCGUUGCUGUGACAACUGUGGUGGGGAAAUGCACCAAAGACAGAAGAAAAAUGCUGACUGUCGGAGAGGCUGCUUUGCAAUGUUUCUUUUUGUUGCUUCUUUAAUUAUCAGUAUUGGUGUCCUUUGUGCUUAUGCUGCCAACCAACACUUAACAAGUCAAGUCCGGGGAGCAAAGAACCUGGUGCACAGUAAUUUUAAAGACCUGAGAAUUUUCCUCAAUGACACUCCAGGGCAAAUUGACUACUUGGUGAGCCAAUAUAACACUACCAAGAACAAAGCACUCUCCGACCUUAAUAAUGUUGGGUCAUUGCUUGGCAGCAGAGUUCAGGAGCGUUUUGCGAAAGAAGUGCGUCCUGCACUCGAUGCAGCUCUAACAAUGGCAGGAGCAAUCAGAGAAACAAAGGAGGCAUUGGAAAAUGUAAGUGUCUCUGUGGAGGUUUUGCAGGAAGGUACUGAAAGGCUGCAUUCUAACCUGACCGAUGUUAAAAUACACCUGAGCAACACACUCAGUGACUCUGCAUGCUCUGCUGCUCAAGCUGCUUCAACUUGCAAUGUUAUCAGAAAUUCAUUAAAUCAACUGAAUAUCAAUGCUAACUUCAGUGGGUUGCCAGGUGUGAGCGCACAGCUUGCCAAAGUCAAUGACGUCCUUAAAAUAGACCUUUCCAGUUUGGUUCAAAAGGGCUAUGCAGCCUUUAAUGAUACUCCUGAUUUAGUGCUGAACCAAACCAGGAACAUCUUAUCAGAUAUCAAAAAUUUGUUGGACCUCAUUGGUACAAAUAUCACUAGCUUCACUCAAAUGCUUCCUGUUCAGAAGGUUCUAGCGGAUUUAACAAUAUAUCUUACUCAGAGUGAGGCAUAUGUUCAAGAUUAUUUCCCAUUAGUGGAACAGUAUGAUUUCUACAGAUGGUUGGGUUGUCUAAUUCUCUGCUGCAUGGUGAUUCUGAUCCUGGUCUUUUACUAUCUUGGACUAUUAUGUGGUACUUGUGGUUAUGAUAAACAUGCUUCUCCAACAACCAGAGGCUGUAUCUCAAACACUGGCGGCAAUUUCCUUAUGGCUGGAGUAGGAUUCAGUUUCCUUUUCUCCUGGGUGCUGAUGAUCACAGUGGUCAUCACCUUCGUUACAGGUGGAAAUGUAGAAAAGCUGGUCUGUGAACCCUUUGAAGACCGGACUUUGUUCAAGGUUUUGGAUACUCCCUACUUACUGAAUCGACAUUGGAGAAACUACCUUUCUGCCAUCGUGCUUAAAAAUCCAGAUAUUAAUUUGACCUUUGAAAAAGUUUACAGUGACUGCAAAGAAAACAAAGGAAUUUAUACCACACUUCACCUAGAAAAUCUCUUCAAUAUCAAUGAGUUUCUAAACAUUAGUAUGUAUACAGAAGAUGUAUCACUGAAAAUUGAACAUAUUAAUGUAAAUCUUAGCAAUAUAGUUUUGCUGGAUGAAAUCGGAAAGCGGAAUCUUCUGGAUUUCAGUUCUUCAGGAAUAGAUGGAAUAAACUUUGCAGCAUAUUUGACAGAGAUCAAUAAAAGUGUUACCAAAGUGGAUCUUUUAUCAUUUGCUAAUGACUUGGAAGCAAGAGCGGACCAGUUGCCCAAAGGAGCACUGGAAAAUGCAUUAAAAGGCCAUGCAAACAGUAUUCGAAUGAUUCAUAACCAACAAGUUGUUCCACUGGAGCAAGCUAUGAAAUAUGUCAAAGCUAGGAGCACUUUAAAUCAGAGCAUUAGAUUACUACAGAGAACAUCAUCUGAAUUUAUGGUAAAAGUAAGAAAUGUGAUUAGUGCUGUUGAUGCUGCUCAGUUUCUCAUAAGCAACGAUGCGUCACUGGUUAUCAUCCAGGAAACCAAAAAGUACAUGGAUAUGAUAAUAGGCUACUUCAAGCAAUAUGUUGAGUGGGUCAAGGAGUCGAUUACCACGGAGGUAGCAGCAUGCAAGCCUAUUGCCAACGUGAUAGACACUGCAGUAGAUAUAUUUUUAUGCAGCUAUGUAAUUGACUCUGUGAAUUCCUUCUGGUUUGGUUUGGGAGGCUGUUCGAUAUUUUUAAUUCCUGCCAUAAUUUGUGCUGUAAAACUAUCCAAAUACUAUCGUAGAAUGGAUACAGAGGAUGUGUAUGAUGAUGUUGAAACUAUACCCAUGAAAAAUAUGGAAAAUGGUAAUAAUGGUUAUCAUAAAGAGCAUUUAUAUGGUAUACACAAUCCUGUUAUGACAAGCUCUGUGGAACAGUGGUAACCAAUAUUGGAAACAUCAGGGCCUAUAGAAAUAAGGCUCAAGAUUCUUCUACAGGAAACAUGAAAUUCUUCCAACCACACUGGGAUCUGAAUUCACCAUCCAAAUCCCAUGCCACUUGUUCUAUGUGGCUUGUACAGUAAAUCAGUCUUGAAUCAAGAAAGCAGCGUUUAAUGUUAUGCCAUUAACUAUUGUACAAAAUACCAGAGCACUUCCUCUUAUUCACUACUGUUUAAGACUUGAACUAAAGUGGUUUCUGUUUUUUACUUUUUUUACACUAGGGUUUCUAUUUCACAUCACAAUAUGUAUAUUAAUGUGGCUUACACAGACUUGGUUUAAAGUUAACUGCCCUACCAUGAUUACUCAAGUUCUUACCUUCCCGUUUUGUUGGGAAUGUGUUAAAUACAGUAUAUACACACUUGCAUAAAGAAUACAUUUUGUAUACAGAGUCUUUUGUAUACACAUUUUCUUAAAGCUUGAAAGUGUUUUAGCGAAAUUUUUGAUAUUGUUUAAUUUAUCAGCAUGUUCAGUGUUGACUUUUGGUGCUCUUGGGCGACCACUUUGGACUGAACUUUAAAUGUACGGGAUAUGCAGUAUCCCCUGUCUCUGAAAAAUUAAUUCAGUGGAAGGUUUUUCUCCCUCUUUUUGAGUUACUUAAAUCAUUAUGUAUUAAAUAUUAGACCUAGAAGGGUAUUUGCAGAGAGACUCAUUUAAAAUUACAACUUUUGUGUAUGUGGCAGGGUGUGGAGCUCCCUGGACUUUGAGUGAUGCUCUAAUUAGACCAUGAGAGAUGUCAUAAAGUUGGUAAUUUUUAGAAUACUUCAUCUCCAGACCAAGUUCCUAAUAAAUGUCAGUGGGUCUUUAAACAGGCAGUGAUUAUAUUUUUGCUAACUAAUUUUUAAAUUAAACUUUCUACACAGGAAUUUGAACACUUUUAGAAGGUUUUUUUACAUCACUGUAGUUUAGGGUAUUGCCUUGAAUUUAGACAUGGCGGUUGUGUUGCUGGAUUAUAUGACAUCAUAAAUCCACUGAAAGGACUGUAAAGGUCUACACUACAAAAAUGAAGCACAGGGGAUAGGAAAGAUGGAAGAAUUAGGUAUCUUAAACUGAAGAGCAAACUGAUUAUAUACCAAUAUUUAACUAUGUUUCCAGAAAGACUAAUUUGGCUUAAAAUAAGGAUAAUUCCAAAAACCUUUGAAAGCAUAAAGUAAAACUGAACAGCAAUACCAGUUUUAUCUGGAAUAACAUUGUAAGUUUUUCACUCUUUGGUCAGAAAUGGGAAUGUUUCGAUGUGACAAUAUGUAGCGCGCGCGUGUGUGUGUGUGUGUGUGUAUACGUUCAGAAUUGUAGAAUUUAAAAAGUUUAUUUUUAAUUUGAGAAAAUAUUCCCAAUCCAUUUAAAUAAACAAAAACUUGGUUAAGUAACCUGUAUUUGAUUCAUAAUUAACUAUUUUAUUUCAUUUUAAGUGUGUUUGAGAAGUGUAGGAAGCGCACUGGUUUAAGAUGUGGGCUAAGAUCACAUUGGAAAAUGGAUUUUGUCCUCCUUACAAAAACUGAUGUACUGUUGGACUUCAUUGACAAUAUUGGCUCCAAGCAAGAUGAGAAACCCAGAAAUAGAAUGAGAGGUAUUGGAUUACAUUGAUAAACCUGUGUGGGGAAGCCCAUAAACCCCCUGGCCACACUCAAUAUGUCUACACAGAAAAGAGAAACCCAUUGCUGGCCCAUGCCAGC